AUGGAUCAAGGAGCAUCGCUAGCGGAACAAUUGCUUGAGGCUUCUCGCCGUAACAAUACGGACCUUUUACAAAGCGUUAUUGAUAGCUUAGGAAAUGAUGAGACGAAAAUCGCCGAAUUGAUAAAUGAUAGUAAAGACCCAAUGGAUAACACUGCAUUACAUAUUUGCUGCCAAUAUGGUUCUUGGGAAAUUCUGGACAAAAUUCUAGACCAGAAUGGUGAGAUUGAAAUUGAUCCACGAAACUCGGUAGAUGGUGACACUCCGCUUCACGUUACCGUAAGAUACGCCUUAGGAGAGCCAGAACACGGUACGUUCAUUGCGCAAAAUUUACUGGAAGUUGGUGCAGAUCCUAGAAUUAAGAACAAAGCUGGACAGAAGCCGCUAGAUUUGAUUCAUGGAGACGAAUUGGACGACUUGAUUGAUUUGUUGCAAGGCGCUGAGAUUGCUGCGGAUAACGGUGGCGUUCUCGAACAACAAGAAGUCGAGGAGAUAGACGAUGGUCCUGAGGACCCUUAG
This is a messenger RNA of Lachancea mirantina, 516 nucleotides long. The record is from the annotation of a GenBank genome assembly. NCBI's taxonomy places the organism in Eukaryota, Fungi, Ascomycota, Saccharomycetes, Saccharomycetales, Saccharomycetaceae.